This is a messenger RNA of Lytechinus pictus (painted urchin), 3048 nucleotides long. Its product is annotated as protein MIX23-like. Lineage: Eukaryota; Metazoa; Echinodermata; Echinoidea; Temnopleuroida; Toxopneustidae. The transcript is spliced from 4 exons. The record is from RefSeq and is a predicted model, not a curated record. Bases 12 to 383 code for a protein of 123 amino acids. Gene Ontology annotation, cellular component: mitochondrion; mitochondrial intermembrane space.
CACUUAAAGAAAUGCGGAUGAUAGACGAUAAAAUAAUCUACAACCUCAACAAAGUGGUCCCAACAACAUCUUUCAAAGGCCAAGUAGAUGCUAGCCAGAAAUGUGAGGGAUUUUAUAAUGAGUUGACGUCGGCAUAUAGCAGUCGAGAAAGAGUUAUCAAGAGAUGUAUAUCAGAAGUUUCUACUUCCAUCAACCACCUCAAGAAACAAAAAGACCAAACUCCAGAUGACUUUAAGAUCAUGAAAGAUCUUAGGAAACAACAGAGAGAGUUAAGACUUAUGCAAUCGGAACUAAACAUAGAAGAAGUUGUCAAAGACAGAACAUUAAAGGUAUUCCGUGAGAAAUGUAGAAGCCAUUAUGUGCCAACAAAGGACUCGUUAUGACAAAAGCAGGUUAGAUAUGGGAAUAGGGCUUCAAAUCUCUUUAAACCAAUUAUAUUGGGUUAUACAUAAAUCAUAAAUGAUUGUGAAUUUACCAUGUUGCACUAGGCAUACCAGUGCAAUCGAGAUUGUGAGCAAAGGGAAUGGGAGGGGCAUUAAUCUACACUAAAAUGAUGAUCCAAAUGUUAUAUCAGGGCAGACGAGUCUUCAUGUUUGGUAGAAAUACAAUUAUUUUUUUGUAUUGUGUGGCUGGGGAUAAUGACAUCACUGCCGAAACUGAGUUGAUUGUAUACAUCUCCAGGCUUUAUUUCAAAUCUAGAUCAAAAUUUUGGAUUUAAACUUAUAUAAAAAGUUCCUAAAUGCAAAGGGAGAUCAUAAUCAGGCUAAAAAACAUGUCUUAUGCACCUCCUUACUAGAUAAUCCAAACCAUAACAAAAACAAUUACAUAUAUUAUAUUUAUUUUAAUUAAACUGAAAAUUAUCAUUUGUUUUGUAAAAUUUUCAAUGGGAUUAUCUGAAGGUCAUCAUUUCACAUCCUAUUAAAAGAAAAAAAAUGCAAACACAAGUUUUAGGAAAGGUGAAAAAUGUUGUGGUGCUAGACAAAGUGUAAUGCGUCUGCACCUAACAGGAUUCUUUCUAUCCAAAAAAGAAAGUAAAAAUUGUCUACCAUAAUCAAAUUUCCUAUUUGACACUUGUACACAUAAGUCAUGAUUUGCAGGUAAUAAAAUUGAUAAAAGUGCUUUGAUUGGAAAAAAAACUCUCAAAUGUAAUCUUUCACUUUUUUGCCAUGUUCCUUUGUUAAUAUGACCAAUAUUUAGGAUGUUGUGGCAUCCGCAAUAUACGACCUGUAUGUAUUGUUUUAUUGCCUUGGUUGUCAAGAUGAAUUCUCGGUAUAUACUUGAGAGAAAGACUCACUGCUGUAAAACUGACAGCACCAAGUAAUAGAAAAAGACACAUAUGUGACCAUGGACUCACCCAUAUGAUUGAUCUUCCAAAGUCAGUAGUCCUAUGUAAAUUGAGAUAAAGGAUUAUGUUUUUAAUUUAAAAUGCAAUCAAAAUUAGUUUUUAAAGAAAUUAUUAAUAGAUAUACACUUACAGUCAAACUUGUCUUACCAGAAAACCUGUCCUUAGUGGCCAUCAAACUUGUCUCCCAUUGAAAAGGAAUAUAGAUUAUAUAACCUGUUUAUAAAGGACACCUAUCUACAGUGGCCACUUUUGUUAUUCCUUAGGUGGCCAUAAUAGACAAGUUUUUACUGUCUGAUGGAAAUAUUGAUUGUCAUAGAUUCCUUUUAGCUUCCAUACAUUGCCUUAGUAGUUUUUGUAAUUUGCAGAUUCCUAAAAAUAAUCGGUAAAUCACAAUUAUGGGCAUCCACAAAUAAAAUGAUUGGACUAAUAUAGCGACUCAUCCAAUAUGUGUCCCACUCAUAGCCUGGAAUAUUUUAGGUUAUGGCCACCUUUCCCCUUUUCCUAUAAAUACAGCAUUAUUCUCUUAAAUGGACAGAACUUGUAGGCUCGUGGAGGGGCUUUCAAAAGCCAAUACAAACUCUAUAGGAUCACAUGUAUUAUCAAGGAAAUGGGAUUUUCAAGAAAUGAAUGAGCCAUUCUUUAUCAGUACAUUGUUUUGUAUUUUGUGUUUUUAUAUCAUUUGAAAUUAAAAUAAUGCUUCCAUAUAAUAUUAUCAAGAAUGGUAAUGCAUAUUCAAUGAUGUAAUGCCAUACAAAGCACAUUUUGUUUCUAGAUUCUGUUGUUGAAUAUUCACCAAACCUGACAGUGUUUCACACAAUAGAGAAUUGAUCAUAUUAUGACAUUGAUAUGUUAUGAAAAUGCUUAUUAUAUUGAUCAGUCAUAACUUUUAAUGUUAAUAUUCUGUGUAAUUUCAGAUGCAUGAAGUGACAUACUUCAGGAUGUAUAUUUUACAUUUUUUAAGUUGUAACUUUUUCAUCAUCAUGUUCUACCAACUAAUCAACAAUUACUUGGUAGAUUUGAAAAUGUAACCUAAACAAGUAAUCAUCCUGAAAAGUUGAAAAUAUCUUUUUUCAUUCUGUAAGUUUUUCUGGCUGUCAUUUCAAUGUGCUUUUGUGUUUUGUAUGAACAUCAUGUCCACAUUGUCAUGGCUACCAUGACUGAGCUCCUAAUAAGCAAGAUUUACACUUAUUGGUGACUACUCUGUCUGUACAGACCUGUGAUAGAAGCAGCCAUAGUGAUUCUAGUCUUGCUACUUCAGACUCUACAUCAUGCACUUUUUGAAAACAAAUGGGUCUGUACCUGCAGACUAGUACCCCCAUUGGUUGAAAGAAUUCAAGUAUUGCCUGUCUUAAUCACAUUAUUCACAUCAAUUCAUGCCAAUCUUUUAUGUUUAUAAGUUCAUUGAAAUGUCAUGAUUACUGUACAUUGUUAUCAAGGUUUGUAGUUUAACAUUACUGAUAACAAUGAAAAGUCCAGGUAAUUUUACAAUGUUAUUGUAAAUGCCCAAGUCAAAUAGAAUACUGUAGUUUAAAGAGAUUUGACUUUGAUUCACUGUUUUUGUGAUUCGCAGAUUCUCUUGUAAUUUCAUGCUGUGGACAAUUAUUGAUGGUAAUGUUUAUUAAUGACAACAUCAAUUGUUAAAUGUUCAACCACAUAUGGUUGUCUUAUGUGAUGUUAUAUUAAAGAUUUUUCAUGAAAUUGAA